Prionailurus viverrinus (fishing cat) is the source of this 3282-nucleotide messenger RNA. It is a transcript of the gene VWA7, whose product is annotated as von Willebrand factor A domain containing 7. The transcript has 17 exons. NCBI's taxonomy places the organism in Eukaryota, Metazoa, Chordata, Mammalia, Carnivora, Felidae. The record is from RefSeq and is a predicted model, not a curated record. The coding region runs from base 89 to 2758 and encodes 889 amino acids.
GUUAAUUAUAACUCUGACCUAAGUGCCCUGUGACACGACGCCCCAGCGGCGCUGCGGGAGACCCAGCAACCAGGUCCAUGUCCCAGCCAUGCUCCCUGCAGACGUGCCCCUGGCCCACCUGAAUCCUUCACUGCUGCUGCUGCUGCUACUGCAGCUGCUUCCCCCUGCAUCCUCCUUCUUCCCCAACAUCUGGAGCCUCCUGGCUGCCCCCGGGUCCGUCACCCACCAGGACCUGACCGAGGAGGCGGCGCUCAAUGUCACCCUGCAGCUCUUCCUGGAGCAGCCACCCCCAGGCCGUCCCCCGCUUCGUCUUGAGGAUUUCCUGGGCCACACCCUUCUUGCUGACGACCUCUUUGCUGCCUACUUUGGACCUGGGUCUCCUUCCCGGAGGUUCCGAGCAGCAUUAGGUGAGGUCUCCCGUGCCAACGCAGCCCAGGACUUUCUGCCAACAUCCAGGAAUGACCCUGACCUGCACUUUGAUGCUGAGCGGCUGGGCCAGGGGCGCACACGCCUAGUGGGGGCUCUCCGGGAGGCCCUGGUGGCAGCCAGAGCUCUUGACCACACCCUGGCCCGCCAGCGCCUUGGGGCUGCACUUCAUGCUUUGCAGGAUUUCUACAGUCACAGCAACUGGGUGGAACUGGGACAGCAGCAGCCACACCCUCACCUCCUCUGGCCUAGGCAGGAGCUCCAGAGCCUGGCACAAGUGGACGAUCCUACCUGCUCUGAUUGCGAGGAGUUGAGCUGCCCCGGGAAUUUGCUGGGCUUUACACUCCUCACCUCUGGCUACUUUGGAACUCAUCCCUCCAAACCUCCAGGGAAAUGUAGCCAUGGGGGCCGUUUUGACCAGAGCAGCUCCCAGCCACCACGGGGAGGCAUCAACAAGGAUAGCACAUCCCCAGGCUUCUCUCCCCAUCACAUGCUGCACCUCCAGGCAGCAAAACUGGCCCUUCUGGCCUCCAUCCAGGCCCUCAGUCUCCUGCGAAACCGGCUGGGAGACAGGGGUUUCUCCAGGCUGCUGGACAUCAGCCCAGCCUCCAGUCUGAGCUUCGUCCUAGACACCACAGGCAGUAUGGGUGAGGAGAUCAAUGCUGCCAAAAUCCAGGCUCGCCACAUUGUGGAACAGCGACGGGGCAGCCCCAUGGAGCCUGUCCACUAUAUCCUGGUCCCUUUCCAUGAUCCAGGGUUUGGCCCUGUCUUUACCACCAGUGACCCUGACAGCUUCUGGCAACAACUCAAUGAGAUCCAUGCCUUGGGGGGUGGAGAUGAGCCCGAGAUGUGUCUGUCAGCCGUGGAGCUGGCUCUGCUGCACACACCUCCACUCUCAGACAUCUUUGUCUUCACCGACGCCUCCCCCAAGGAUGCCUUUCUCACCAACCGGGUGGAGUCCCUGACUCAGGAGCGGCGCUGCAGAGUAACAUUCCUAGUGACCGAGGACCCAUCGAGGGUUCAGGGCCGAGCUCGGCGUGAGGUCUUGUCCCCUCUGCGUUUUGAGCCCUAUGAAGCAGUGGCCUUGGCCUCAGGAGGAGAGGUAAUCUUCACCAAAGACCAGCACAUUCAGGAUGUGGCAGCUGUUGUUGGGGACAGCAUGGCUGACCUGGUUACCCUUCCCCUGGAACCUCCUGUUGUAGUGUCUGGAAGGCCACUUGUAUUCAGCGUGGAUGCACUGCUCCAGAGGGUCACAGUCCGGAUCCAUGGGGAGGUCAGCAGCUUCUGGAUCAGGAACCCUGCAGGGGUCUCCCAGGGCCAGGAGGAAGGCGAGGGACCUCUAGGUUACACUCGCCGCUUUGGGCAGUUCUGGAUAGUUACCAUCAGUGACCCCCCACAGACAGGGACCUGGGAGAUCCUGGUCACAGCCGAGAGCACACCCCGGGUGAGAGUGCAAGCCCAGACAUCCCUGGACUUCCUCUUCUACUUUGGGAUCCCUGUGGAGGAUGGCCCCCACCCUGGCCUCUACCCCCUGACUCAGCCAGUUGCAGGCCUCCAGACCCAGCUGCUGGUAGAGGUGACAGGGCUGGGCUCCAGAGGCAACCCUGGAGCUCCUCUGCCGCAUUUCUCUCACGUCGUCCUACGAGGGGUCCCGGAAGGUGCCGAGCUGGGCCGGGUGCCUUUGGAGCCCACAGGACCGCUGGAGCGAGGUUUCCUCGCGGCCUCGCUACCGUCCGCACUUCUGUCCACUGCGGGACCUUUCUCUCUGGAGUUGAUUGGCCGGGACGGAGAGGGGCAGAGCCUGCACCGAGCUGCUCCCCAGCCCUGCACCGUGGUCCCUGUCCUUCUGGAGCUCAGCGGCUCCCCGGGAUUCCUGGCUCCAGGCAGCAAGGCCCCGCUCAGCCUCCGCAUCGCCAGCUUCUCGGGCCCUCAGGAUCUCGAUCUUAGGACAUCUGUCAAGCCCAGCUUCGCUCUCACCUCCAACCUCUCCAGGGUUCGCCUGGAACCAAAUGAGUCCGCCUGGGGGCGCCUGUGGUUGGAGAUCCCGGACUCAGCGGCUCCAGACUCCGUGGUGAUGGUGACUGUGACUGCGACAGGUCCAGAAGCCAGCCCAGUGCCCCCGACCCAUGCCUUCCUCCGGCUCCUGGUGCUGGCCCCCACCCCGCAGGACCCGCUGGCUGCCCCUGCCCACUCAUCUGGCCCUAUCCUCGCCUCCACCAGCCCUGCCUCCACUUCGGUGACUCAGGGAAGGGCUGGGGGAGGGCUGGUGGGCAACCCCUGGUGGGGCACAGUUGGAAGGGUGCUGCUUCUGCUAGGCCUGGCCUCCUGGUGACACCAGAACCCCUAGAGGGAUGUGCCUACAGCGCUAUUUUUAGUCUGGCCCCACUGGUGAGAAGGCAACCGGGCCUUGGGACCUGACCUCUCCCAGCUGGGAUGGAGGUUUUCCUUCUCACACACUUGUCCCUCUCUUUCUUUGUGAGAUUGGGAUAGAGGGCAAUGGACUUUCCCACAAUGCACUUUCCCCAACCCUGCUGGGAACCAAAGCAAAUACUCGUUUUUGGAGAAAAUUGGCCUCUAUUUCUCUGUAGCAAAAUCUCUUUACUCCACUAUUUAUUCAUGCUUUCCUAAGCUCAGGUAGAAGGAAAGAUAUAUGGGGAGGAGACUAAAGUUGACAGUGGGGGGUUUAUAGAAUUGUUCUUACUUGAAAUUCUGAGGAAGCUCCUAUUUUAUUUUUGUAUUUAAAGCUGAAGGACAGUUUCAAUAAACAUGUCUUCUCUGGAGAGGGAUUUCAAAGAAAGAUCAUUUAUGCAGAUCACUUAAGGGCGAGUGAGGGCAUAAGACACCAAGCAGAUGAAA